ACGGGGGUGUGGCUAGCUCUCGCCCCUAUUUCCAAGCUCUGUGCAGCGUCGCGAGACCUACUCUGUCCGGAACUUCCGGUUCUGAUGGGCCUAGCUCUUUGGGCCGGCCAUGCGGGGCGGGCUUCUGUGGGGUGCUGCCCGUGUUCUGUGGGCUGGCCGAGCUGUUGGCGCAGCCCGCCGGCCCCUAAGCUGCAGUAGCCCGCCGCUGGAGGAGCUGUUCGCCCGCGGCGGGCCUUUACGGACCUUCCUCGAGCGCCAGGCAGGGUCAGAAGCCCAGUUACGAGUCAAGGGGCCAGAGUUGGUAGCGGUCACCAAACUCCUGAGCGAGAAGGAGCGGGAGCUGCGGGAGACGGAGCACUUGCUGCACGAUGAGAACGAAGAUUUAAGGAAACUUGCAGAGAAUGAAAUAAUUUUGUGUCAAAAAGAAAUAACUCAGUUGAAACAUCAGAUUAUCUGUCUUUUGGUUCCCUCAGAAGAAACUGAUGAAAGUGAUUUGAUCCUGGAGGUAACUGCAGGAGUUGGGGGUCAGGAGGCCAUGUUGUUUACUUCUGAGAUGUUUGAUAUGUAUCAGCAAUACGCUGCAUUUAAAAGAUGGCAUUUUGAAACCCUGGAAUACUUUCCAAGUGAAAUAGGUGGCCUUAGACAUGCAUCUGCCAGCAUUGGCGGUUCAGAAGCCUAUAAACACAUGAAAUUUGAAGGGGGAGUGCAUAGGGUACAGCGAGUACCAAAGACAGAGAAGCAAGGCCGCAUCCAUACUAGCACCAUGACAGUGGCAAUAUUACCCCAGCCCACUGAGAUUAAUCUGGUGAUUAAUCCUAAAGAUUUGAGAAUCGAUACUAAGCGAGCUAGUGGAGCUGGGGGUCAGCAUGUAAAUACCACGGACAGUGCUGUCAGGAUUGUUCAUCUUCCAACAGGUGUUGUUUCUGAAUGCCAACAAGAGAGGUCUCAACUGAAAAAUAGAGAGAUGGCUAUGAAAAAGUUGCGUGCAAAGCUGUACAAUAUGCAUCUCGAGGAAGAAACAAGUAAAAGAUACAGUGCUAGGAAGAUCCAGGUUGGAACUAAAGGAAGAUCAGAGAAAAUAAGAACAUACAAUUUUCCACAGAACCGGGUCACAGAUCACAGAAUAAACAAAUCACUGCAUGGUCUUGAGACUUUUAUGCAAGGAGAUUAUCUACUGGAUGAACUUAUACAGUCACUGAAGGACUAUGCUGAUUAUGAAUAUUUACUAGAAAUUAUUUCCAAAAAAGCUUAGGUUGGUUUGUUAUUAAAGUAUUUCAUGCGCUCAGGAAAAUACUAUGGCACAUCAAUUGUGCAUACUCAUGAGUAUUCUCUUAAAAAAAAGUUUUUACAAUGGUAAGCAAUAUACAUAUUCGUAAUGCAUAAUUAAUGUAGAUCUCAGUGCAUUAGUAAAACAUAAUGAUUGCUGUAAAUCUUGCGCUCUUCUGUACAAGAAACAGAUAAACUCAUUUGUUUCUGUAAGAUCCUUAAAAUUAAAUAUUUUAAUAUUUAAUCGAAAAAUUUCUUUAACUCUAUUUUGAAAAAAACUUAAAAUAUGACAGUAGAUACCAUAUUAGUCAGGAGACGGAAGCCCUGUCAUUAAUUGAAUUGGUAAUGGAAUUAACAAGUGAGAAUAAAAGAACACUUAGUACACUGAAAGAGAGUACCCUAAGACCAAGAGUACACAAUGUAAGACCACCCUUGCAAGGGUCUUUACUUCCCCAUGAUGUAGUGGGGCCUAUUAGAAGGUGUGGGUAUAUCCCAGUCAAUGAUGGAAAGGUUCCUGGUUUGCCGAGGGCCAGAGCUGAUAUGUAGCUGGUGCAUUAGCCCUUGGCAUUGCACCUCAAACUCUGAAGGACUGGUAAGCAAGGAGGUUUCUGCCAAAGUAUGAACAAAACUGAUGGUAAGCCUUAGUGCAUUUCCAUAUCUAGGGUCUUCCAGAGAGGCAGAACCCUAGGAUAUGUAUAUAUAGAAAGAUAAGAUUGACACACGAUUAUUAAGGUUGAAAAGUCCAAAAUGUGCAGCACGAGGGAGCCAGCUGGAGACCUAGGAGAGCUAGUGGCGCAGUUCCAUUCCUAGGUAGUCGACUAGAAAACUCUCGCUUAGGGGAGGCUGGUCUUUUUAUUCUGUUCAGACUUUCAAUUGAUGGGAUGAAACCCAUUGACAUGGAAGGAAUCUGCUUUGUUCAAAAUUCUCUGAUCGAAAUGUCAGUUUUAAAAACUGUCUUUUAACACAUUUGGGAUUUUAACAAUAAAUAUUUAAAAUUAG
This is a messenger RNA of Marmota flaviventris (yellow-bellied marmot), 2265 nucleotides long. RefSeq names its product mitochondrial translation release factor 1 like (gene Mtrf1l). Gene Ontology annotation, cellular component: mitochondrion. NCBI's taxonomy places the organism in Eukaryota, Metazoa, Chordata, Mammalia, Rodentia, Sciuridae. The record is from RefSeq and is a predicted model, not a curated record. Gene Ontology annotation, molecular function: translation release factor activity. Gene Ontology annotation, biological process: mitochondrial translational termination.